Messenger RNA from Sturnus vulgaris (Common starling), 1692 nucleotides. Its product is annotated as L-lactate dehydrogenase A chain. The record is from RefSeq and is a predicted model, not a curated record. NCBI's taxonomy places the organism in Eukaryota, Metazoa, Chordata, Aves, Passeriformes, Sturnidae. Gene Ontology annotation, cellular component: cytoplasm. Gene Ontology annotation, biological process: pyruvate metabolic process; lactate metabolic process. Gene Ontology annotation, molecular function: L-lactate dehydrogenase (NAD+) activity.
CCGGGCUGUGCUGUGCCUGAGGAGCUCGCAGUGCACCAUGUCUCUCAAGGAUCAGCUCAUCCACACUCUCCACAAACAGGAGAGUCAUGCUGAAAAUAAGAUUAGCGUGGUUGGCGUGGGUGCCGUCGGAAUGGCCUGUGCCAUCAGCAUCCUCAUGAAGGACUUGGCUGAUGAACUCGCCCUUGUUGAUGUUGUGGAGGACAAGCUCAGAGGAGAGAUGCUGGAUCUCCAGCAUGGCAGCCUCUUCCUUAAAACUCCAAAGAUUGUCUCUGGCAAAGAUUACAGUGUGACUGCACACUCCAAGCUGGUCAUUGUCACUGCUGGUGCCCGGCAGCAAGAAGGAGAGAGCCGCCUUAACUUGGUCCAGCGCAACGUGAAUAUCUUCAAAUUCAUCAUUCCCAACGUGGUUAAAUACAGUCCUGACUGCAAGCUGCUUAUUGUCUCAAACCCAGUGGAUAUUUUGACCUAUGUGGCCUGGAAGAUCAGUGGCUUCCCCAAACACCGUGUUAUUGGUAGUGGCUGCAAUCUGGACUCUGCCCGUUUCCGCCACCUCAUGGGAGAAAGGCUGGGCAUCCACCCCCUGAGCUGCCAUGGCUGGAUCGUUGGAGAGCACGGAGAUUCCAGUGUGCCUGUCUGGAGUGGAGUGAAUGUUGCUGGCGUCUCUCUGAAGGCUCUUCAUCCAGACUUGGGAACUGACGCAGACAAGGAACACUGGAAGGAGGUCCAUAAGCAGGUCGUGGACAGUGCCUAUGAGGUGAUCAAACUGAAGGGGUACACGUCCUGGGCUAUUGGCCUUUCUGUGGGAGACCUAGCUGAAAGUAUUAUGAAGAAUUUGAGAAGAGUGCACCCCAUCUCUACCAUUGUUAAGGGCUUGCAUGGAAUAAAAGAAGACGUCUUCCUAAGUGUUCCUUGUGUACUGGGCAGUAAUGGCAUCACUGAUGUAGUAAAGAUGAUCCUAAAACCUGAGGAAGAGGACAAAUUAAGGAAGAGUGCAGACACACUGUGGGCAAUCCAGAAGGAGCUACAGUUUUAAACCUGCCCAAGCAGGUUUUGGCUCUUAGCAGUUUUAUGGGUUUAGUGGUUUGUCUUACGUUGCACUUUCCAAGUAAGUCAAAUCUUUCAAUGUAUUAUCUCAACUAGAACACACAAAAAGCUCAAAUCUGAACAAUGGAGUUUCCUGAAGACAGCAUUAGGAAACUAAUCUAGCGUUUUCCCUGUUCACAGACACCCAUGUUCUUAGCCAGAGCUAGAUAACCUAGUCAGUCUUGUUCAGUGAAGUGGUAUGACAGAAAUCCAGCAUUCAAAGCAGCACUGCCUAAAAGCCCUUUGCCUUUUCCUCAUCUUGUGUCAUGUUGGUUCAAAGGAAUAAGGAGUAAGUAAUUGCUUCACAAUGUGAAACCAAAGACAUUUCUUCAAGUUAAAGGAUUGCCAGGCCAAUUGACCAACCUUCUCUGCCAGCUGAAUAGCUUAAAUAUUUCACUGUUGAUAGGUCCAAGUGUAUUUUCCUAACACUGCUUUGGAAUUUUUGUGGGUAUUUUUUUAGAGAACCUUAUUUUUGUGUACUAUAUCAGUCUAGUUGUAAGUUCUGUCUCCAGAGCAUGUUCAAAAAAUGUUAAAGUUUCUAUGUGCAACAAGACAGUGACUGUCCAACUGUAGUACCAACUACAACACCAAAUAAACCACAAACUGUUA